This is a messenger RNA of Mollisia scopiformis, 1864 nucleotides long. RefSeq lists its product as uncharacterized. The record is from RefSeq and is a predicted model, not a curated record. The transcript is spliced from 5 exons. Lineage: Eukaryota; Fungi; Ascomycota; Leotiomycetes; Helotiales; Mollisiaceae. Bases 1 to 1776 code for a protein of 591 amino acids.
AUGAACACGAACGCAGAAAAUCACACCAUGAUCAGCAACAUAGUAACUGUUGGUGCGUCUACUAAGAAUGGACUUCUACCGUUUGACAUUUGGUCGAUGGUUAUUGACCAGCUUUGGGGAAAAGCCAGGGAGUACAAGGAGGACAGCAAGGGCGGUGAGACGAUGUGGGUGCAAGAUCCGCUCUUCCAGACGUGGCUCAGGGAGCUUCGCACGGUCUCGAAAUACUUCAACAAGAAGAUCACAACACUCGUAUAUGAGAAGGUAGUCUUUACAAACGACAAGUUGGUCCGCUACGACCCUAUGUCACUCCAAGAAAAAUUCAAGGCCGACACGAUACAAUACGCAAAACAUAGUUCCUUUGCGCCACAUCUCGAGGAGUCUUAUAUGACAGAAGUUAUAGAUGUUAUUUCGAAGGGAAAACAUGUGGUCGAGGUCCAGUGGAACAUUGGAAUCCAACAUACAGAUGUAUCAUUGAUGUGUAUCCAGGCCAGUCUUCAUGCGUUCCUAAAAAGAACAGUACGCUGCGAAGUUAGAUCACGCAGGUUCUCACUAGUCCCCGGUGGACAAGAUUAUGAUAAUCAUCAAGUCAGAUUCAUUGCAACCGACCUGAGUGGGAAGUUGAUGAAGCGUAAGACUCUGUAUCAGGACUCACGAAAGUUGGAAGAUCCACCACAACUUGGCCUCGAUUCCUCUGUCUUCGACCCUCUGGCAAUUGCUCCAGUACUGAAGCUCCAUAUCUGGUGCGUGUGGAUGAUGCCUAUUUUCAUCACUUCUCAUGCCUGCCCGAUCUUCAGACAGCUACCAGCGGUGUCUAAACUUAACUUGAAAAACUAUCACUGGGACCAUACGGCGGAGAACUAUGGACAAAUCUGGGACUUUUCCGACCUUCAGGAUUUGUGCCUACACGGGAUCGUUCUGACCAAAUUCUUCUUAACGGUGUCGCUGGAGGCUUUAGCCAAACUUCGCAGACUUCGACUUACUGCUGCUAAUUACCCAACUCUAUUUGGAAACAACCUCAACGAUCUGCAAGCCGCAAUUCGAAAGCUUCUUGGUGAAUAUAAACAAUUAGAGAAGCUUAAGCUUAGAGUCAAACGUUGGCAAGAAAUCUUUCCGCCACUACUCAUUUGCGAAUUUGGUCAGAGUCUUGUAUAUCUGUCACUUCGGGGCUGGAGCUAUGCUGGUGUACAUCUUUCUUUGCAAGAACUUAGAAGGAUCCGUACGGCAUGUACCAAUUUGCAUACACUAGGUGUAGAUUUGCCUAAACUUAAAGAUACGCACGAACACUUUUUGCAGAAUAUCGGACGCUUCGACACUGCAACCACCAUAUACCUCUACGUUGUCGGCGGUUUUGAGGCCAAUGGAGUGGAAGCAGGAAGUACGGAUCCGGACUACGACCAAGCCAUGGUUCUUCUACCAUAUUUGAAAUCUUGCAAGUAUGGGAACUCUCUUCAAUGCUGGCAGGUAGAAGCAGAAGGCUGCUGGCAAGUACAGAGAGACGGCCAAUACUUGGAGAAGAGAGGAUACUGGUUGGGCGAACGGUGCUUUACAUGUAAUGUAAAUCUUAAAGGUGACACAUAUACUACGGGAAGCAAAAGAAUUGACGAAUUCAUCGACCACGAGGAACAUCCCAGCGACGAUGACAGCGACGAUGAAGUUCCCGGCGAAGGUCAAGACGAUGAAGAUCUCAGCGACGAUGGUACCGACCUUGAAGCCACAGACAUAGUAGAAGGAGGGGCUGCUGGAGUAGAGACCACAGCAGAACUAGGGGGUAAUUAAAUAGCAGAGGAGCCUCGUAGACCAGACUUUUGCAAGUGAUGACGUACCGUCUUUUUGAGGGAGAGGGUUGGGGGUACUCGAACUUGGC